AUGCACGACGCGUCGUCGCAGCCUGUGAGCGAGACUCAGUUGGACGGGUUUCAAGAUUCUCAGGCGGCUGCUUCACUGGCCCUCCCCAGCGACUCGUUCCGCCAUGAAGACAUGCUCGGGCUCGACGCCACCGGGGCCCCCACCAAGGAGGAGGUGGUGAAGUACGACCCACAGGCCCGCAGCGAUUGGCUCGGCAAGAGAGGCAAGGCGGGCUGCUUCGGGAAGCAGCAGAUCGUGGACCUCGAGGCCACGGGCGACGGGAAAACUUGGCAGAGCCCGCGCACAGCGGACGGCAGACCGGUCGUGCGCCCGUCGCGGGCCCGGCAGGCGCCCACUCCCACGUCGGAGCUCCCGGCGAGGCCUCCCGCAGUCGAGGCGCCGCCCACUAUGGAGGAGGACACGGCUACCAUGCCGCCAGCGGCGGCGCUGGUCUUCGCUGAGAUGACGAGCGGCAAAGUUAAGCUCCCCGUCCACGCGAAGACGCGCUACUCAAUUCGCUACACAGUGGAGUUCGAGGCCGACGUAUAG
Messenger RNA from Prorocentrum cordatum, 528 nucleotides. The record is from the annotation of a GenBank genome assembly. NCBI's taxonomy places the organism in Eukaryota, Dinophyceae, Prorocentrales, Prorocentraceae.